This is a messenger RNA of Amoebophrya sp. A120, 253 nucleotides long. The record is from the annotation of a GenBank genome assembly. NCBI's taxonomy places the organism in Eukaryota, Dinophyceae, Syndiniales, Amoebophryaceae.
AGAUUCAAUCAUCGCAGUUGGCAAGCUCAAGCAAGCAUGACGAGUUUUUUCUCGGCGCCAGUUCCUCGCUGUGUGAGUAUUUGAUAUGAAAACAUCCACUUUCGUCGCGAGUAAGCACUUACAUCAAACAAGUCCGAGUGAUGUUGUCGGACAGCAUGCGGUUGUACAAACGCUAGAUCCACAUUAGACACACAUAAUGUCCAGUUCCAAGAAAGCCAGACAUAAAUAUUUGCAAUGUCGAUGACACCGCGAC